This is a messenger RNA of Pocillopora meandrina, 4117 nucleotides long. Lineage: Eukaryota; Metazoa; Cnidaria; Anthozoa; Scleractinia; Pocilloporidae. The record is from the annotation of a GenBank genome assembly.
CGUCAAAUGACCGCAUUCCAUUUAUAUUGUGAUGCUGUAGUAAAUUUACAUGAAAAAAGUAACAAAACACAAGAUAUUCAUGAGCCAAUCACGAGCCUCUGUAGAUAGUCAUGCCAUGCUUGAAGGCUGGGGUGAUGACCAGCGGCGCUUCUUUAAGCCAGUUUAGUUCGCGAUUCGUGUUUCACGUGGAAAAGGUUUUGUUUUGGAAGGUUUGAAAGGGAGGUUGUAGUUUAGUGUUACAUAUUAAACAAUGUCUUCUCUAGAAAAUAGCAAUCGAGGGGCACUGGCUGCCAUGCCCGAUCCUGCUACUUUUUAUCGAAGGAAAUUUUUGUGUGCCGCCCCAGCUGGCGGAGGAAAAGGCAAGCGGCAUCCAGGGAAAGCUAUCCUCGCAGGUGAGGCACUUUUAUUUAUAGCAGUUGUUUCUAUAGUUUGUCAGCUGUGAAGUUUUGUUUAGCCAAUCAGAUUUAAAGGAUGAUAUCUGUCUGUUUGAACCAGCUUUGCCUCUAUCACUCGUGGGAGAAUAUUCAAGUGCUUGCGAUCAAUGAACUACUAACGUGUUUUGAGUAAGCUUAAAGAGUGAGUGUUCUUUUUGUUUAAGUAUGGGGACCAUUUGUCGUUACGGCAUGUUUCAGCGACUAGACUAUAGCUUAAACACGAGAACCUUAAAUUUCUAUGCUUCAGUUUUUAUUAUACGCAGAGAGAACGGAUGUUUUUCGUUGACGCUUUAUCUCUCUACUGUUACUGUUUGCAAUUUGCCUUUGCUCACCCUUGAAAGUACAAAGGUCGAAGUAGCUUCGUGAUUUAUUUCACUGAAAGGCGUCGAAGACGUUUCGAGAAGUUAUCGUAGUUAGGGCCUUAUGAAAUAUCAUUGAACAUAUAUCGAUUUUUUUUGUUUUGUUUAGGCGAAAUCGAGAGAUAAAAUUUUUUCUACGUGGCAGAAUAAUUUUUCCAAUGUGCGAUUGUUGCUUGUGGGACUUGGUCGCUUUCACACAUUAUACCGUAAAUCAGAAUGCGUUGGAAUCUCUAAUAACGGCUGACACUCCGCGGUUAAUCGUUAAUUAGCUUGUUAGCGUCUCAUUUGAGGCUGACAUAGUAAAAGGAAUGUUGGGAAGAAGUGUAAUUCGUGUCAAGGAAACUUCAAGAAAUUUUUUGUGAACCCAGAAUCAAUAUAUCAAUUAUGGGUGGUAUGGGGGUGUGUCAAACGUCAGGACUGCGCAAUUUCCGACUUGCGUGACUUCUCAUUUCCGAUGGGAAGGGGCUGAAUAUAAAACUAAUAAUAAUGAAAAGUCCAAAGUUGAAAGAGGAAGCCUGGGAAAUUUUGAAAAGUGUGUUGUGUUAUAACAUUAAACAGAACAUUGCCAGAACUGAAGCUAUUGACACAAUUGUGAUAAUUUUUUUGGAAAAUUUGGAAGCCAACUUUAACUUUGACAUUGAUUGCUUGGGAAAAUGUGUACUGUUCCAAAAUAUUUUGUUGAUGUUUUUGUCCCCUUUUUUUCAUGGACAAUUAAUAUUUCAGUAAAAAAUAAAUUACAUCAUUUAAAAUUUUUUUAAAAUCUUAUAUAAAAUGCAUAGAGAAGGAAAGAGAGAGGGAGGGCUGAGUGCAUCAUGUUAAGGAUACCUUCAUAUUUCUUGAAACUAGACAUAAGUUUAGAAUAUAUGAACUAACAAGUUUUUUUUAGAUUGUACUUUGAAAUCUUUCACAGAAAAAAACUAAUUCUGUGAUAUAUAUUUUUUUGAACAGGAGGGAUUGCAGGUGGACUUGAAAUCUGCUGCACAUUUCCAACAGAGUAUGUAAAAACCCAAGUACAACUAGAUGAGCGAGCGGCAAAGCCUAUGUAUAAAGGCCCUCUUGAUUGUGCUGCUAAAACAGUAAAAAAUCAUGGGUUUUUUGGACUCUACAGAGGUCUUAGUUCAUUGUUGUAUGGCUCAAUACCAAAAGCAUCUGUAAGGUGAGGGAUAAUUGUCUUUUGUUAUUUUGUCAAAAGAGGUCAACUAGUCCAUUGAGUCAUAGACAAAUGUGUGGACUUUAAUCCUUAAACACCAAGAUGUAAUUAACAUGUAACUUCUGCCAACAAAAUCCAUAAAGUAUCCAGCAAACAGGUGAUGAGAAGACCCAAACUUAUCAGUCAGAAGAUGUUAUCUUAAUGUAACACCAAAUUCUUGUAACUGAUUGACAAGGAAAUUUGUUGGAGCUAGAGAGAAGAAUUGAUUGUCAGAUUUUGGGAGUUGAAGGGUUAAAGACACAUGCAGUCUAAUAAUGUUUAAAUUAAAAGCUGUGUAAUUGAUUUUGCAGAUUUGCAAUGUUUGAGUUCCUAAAAAAUAACAUGGUAGAUGACAAGGGUAAAUUAACACAAGUGCAAACCCUCCUUUGUGGAUUAGGAGCAGGAGUUGCAGAGGCUGUCAUCAUAGUGUGUCCAAUGGAAACUGUCAAAGUCAAGUUUAUUCAUGAUCAGACACAACCAAAUCCAAAAUAUAAGGGUUUCUUUAAUGGUGUUGGAACUAUUGUGAGAACAGAAGGUAAGUUAAAUAUUUUCAGAUAUACAGAGGAAUUUUUAUUCAGGUAACAUUUAAAUUGAAUCAUUUCAAUUAAAGGAGGUACUUGUACUGGUAAUCAAUCAUAGAGAGGUGACCUAGUGAUCUGCAUUUCAACUGGAUCUCAGCUGGGAUCAUGGGUGUACCAAAUGAGCUUUUUUUUUUCUUUUGGCUGACCUUUGAUUUCUUUAUCUUAGGAUUUGGUGGAGUCUACAAGGGUUUAACAGCCACCAUAAUAAAGCAGGGAACCAAUCAAAUGAUUCGAUUCUUUGUAUAUUCCAACUUGAAGAACUAUCUUCAAGGAGGUGACCCUAGCGUAGACAUUGGCUCUAUAAAAACAUUUUGCAUUGGUGGAGUUGCAGGGGCAGCCAGUGUCUUUGGAAACACUCCUGUUGAUGUUGUUAAAACAAGGAUGCAGGUUUGUGAACACUGAUAUUUUUUGAAGAUGUUUGCUUGAACAUUUACAAGCUGAUACUCGUUUUUCUUCUUUAAUUUUUGUUGCAUUUAGCAGAUGACUUGUCUAUAACAAAAUAAUGAAAAACUAAGAAUGGUCAUUAAAUUUGAUGUGGCAACAAAGUGCCUGUGUGAAAGCUUUCCCUAUUUUCUUGUAUGUUGGCACUUAUUUGAAGAGUAUCUACAUGUUGUCAUUGAGGUUUGGCUUGGAACCGGUGUGAUUACCAUUUAGACAUACACAAUAAGACAUUUUUGUUUCUUGAAAUCUCUCUUGCAGGGUCUAGAUGCACACAAGUACAAGAACACUUUAGAUUGUGUAAUGAGGAUUAUCAAAUAUGAAGGACUGAAAGCGUAUGUAAAAAUUAUUUUUGUAGACUUGUAAGAUGAAAACAAAGCUGCUAGUUAUACAAGCUAAGGACAAUAUGUAGGUCAACCCCUUCACAAUAGAAAUUCAACUUUGGGUUUUUGUUAAUAGGUUACUAAAUCCUAAUAAAAAAUGAAGUGUAACAAAUCUACUGGUACUUUCAAAUAAUGGCUUAUGAAGACUUUUAUCUCCUUUUCCAGGUUCUACAAGGGAACAGUACCUCGUCUUGGCAGAGUGGUCUUUGAUGUUGCCUUUGUUUUCACUUUUUAUGAAAACGUCAUGAAGUUGUUGGAUUAUGUUUGGGAGACAAACUAAAUGAACAAUUCUGCAAACCUAUAAUUUAUGAUUGCACCUUUUAUAAUCAGACAGAUGUAAUUUGAACACUGACAUUAUUUCCUUUACUUUCAAGAGUAGUUUUUCCACAAUAAAUAUACAAUGUUAAAGGUUAACUGUACUUUGUUGGUACAAAUUAUUUAAGAGGUGAAAGGUGGUGUUGAAAUGGCAUUAUUAAUUUUAUUUUUGGAAAAUUUGCAAGGAAAUUGGAAUUUUUAAAUUAACAUAAAUCCUUUCUUUAUUGUGGGGUACAGGUAUACACAUUAUUACACAGUAUGCAUACCUAUCCAUUCACAAGAUGAUGAUUCCAGCAUUUUGGGAGUAAAAGAAAGAACUAAUCAUAUUGAAAAGGGAUCAAUUCACAAAACAAAAUAUUUUACAACAAUGUAAGAUUUCAAGGUUCUAUGAAUAAUAAUUACACUAACAACAAUGCCU